Messenger RNA from Talaromyces rugulosus, 738 nucleotides. RefSeq lists its product as uncharacterized. The transcript is spliced from 2 exons. The coding region runs from base 1 to 738 and encodes 245 amino acids. The record is from RefSeq and is a predicted model, not a curated record. Gene Ontology annotation, molecular function: cellulase activity. Lineage: Eukaryota; Fungi; Ascomycota; Eurotiomycetes; Eurotiales; Trichocomaceae. Gene Ontology annotation, biological process: polysaccharide catabolic process.
AUGAAGUCUACAGUCUUGAUCAGCCUUGGAUUGGCCGGCAUUGCGUCCGCAACACCAACCAAAUCGAUAGAGAAACGAGCCAGUUUUUGCGGACAAUGGGACUCGCAAGUGACCGGCAGUUAUACUGUGUACAAUGAUCUCUGGGGGGAGGCAGAUGCAACAUCUGGCUCGCAGUGUACGACAAUAAACUCCCUUAGCGACAACACUUUGGCUUGGGAGACUGAAUGGACUUGGGUUGGGGGUCCGUCGAACGUGAAAAGCUUCGCGAACGCUGCCUACACUUUUACGGCUCAGCAAGUGAGCUCGAUUGAAAGUAUUCCCACUACAUGGCAAUGGAGCUACACGGGCUCUGACAUUGACGGCGACGUAGCCUACGAUCUCUUCACCAGCUCCAGCGCCAAUGGCACUGACGAGUACGAGAUAAUGAUCUGGCUGGCGGCUCUCGGGGGCGCAGGCCCGAUAUCGUCGACUGGCUCCGCCGUCGCUACUGUUACAAUUGGAGGUGUUUCCUGGUCACUGUACAGCGGGCCGAACGGGUCUACCACGGUCUACAGCUUCGUGGCCAACAGCGAACAGACCGACUUUUCCGCUGAUCUGAACGACUUUCUCCAGUAUCUGGAGGAGAAUGAGGACUUUAGCUCGAGUCAGUACUUGUUGUCGAUUCAGGCUGGUACUGAGCCUUUUACUGGGUCUGAUGCUACACUGACGACUACGGCAUACAGUGUGAGCAUAUCUUGA